Malania oleifera is the source of this 3318-nucleotide messenger RNA. RefSeq names its product probable LRR receptor-like serine/threonine-protein kinase At5g48740. Bases 435 to 3146 code for a protein of 903 amino acids. Gene Ontology annotation, molecular function: protein binding; ATP binding; protein kinase activity. Gene Ontology annotation, biological process: protein phosphorylation. Lineage: Eukaryota; Viridiplantae; Streptophyta; Magnoliopsida; Santalales; Ximeniaceae. The transcript is spliced from 16 exons. The record is from RefSeq and is a predicted model, not a curated record.
AGGGAGAGAGGGGACGAUAUUCUUCAUCUGCAAGUUAGCUUUUUUCUUCUUCAAAUGCUUUUGAUCUACUACUACUACAGCUAUUAUUGCAACAACUGCUGUAAUAAACAAUCACUUAAACAGUAAUCUUCAUCAUUGUCUCUCACGGUGCUUUAAUCAUCGCCUGUUUCCUCCGCAUCCUCCAUUACAGCCCUUUUGAGAGCCCCAGCACGAUCAACGCAGCUGACCCACUUCACUUUUACUCGAUUAUUCUCAUCUUUUACUCAUACCCUGCGUCCCCCUUUUUUCUUUUGCUUCUAGUGUUUUCUCCUGGUCUUCCAAUGCUUUCUUAUGCUCUAUCUUUCAGUUCAGAGCUUCAUAUCAUGUUCAUUUCUUGAAUUAUUUUUUGAGGGGUUUCCAUUAAUUUGAGGGUGUUGUUGAGCUGCACCUGAUUGAUGGACUUUGGGUGCUUCUGCAUAUGGUUCUUGCUCUUCUGUGGUUUCUGGGCGGUUGCUUUCUGCAUGCAAGAUGGUUUCUUGAGUUUGGCAUGUGGCGGAGAUACAAGUUUCGUUGAUUCCUCAAAUAUUUCUUGGAUCCCGGAUGAUAAUUACAUCAGUACGGGGAACACAACCACCAUUGAUUCCAAUGGGGGCAAUUUCUCAUCCCAUGUUCCGGUUCGAUUUUUCCCUGAUUCCCAAGGUCGGAGGUGUUAUAGACUUCCAGUAAAGAAUGUGUCAUCCUUGGUUCUUGUUAGAACCCAAUUUGUGUAUAAGAACUACGAUGGACUUGAGAAGCCUCCGGCAUUCUCUGUUUCCCUUGGGACAGCUAUUACUGCUACUGUGAACCUCACAAAUUCCGACCCGUGGAUGGAGGAGUUUAUAUGGCCGACAAAUAAGGACAUUCUCCCUGUAUGUCUUCACUCUAUUCCAGAUGGUGGAUUUCCUGUAAUUUCUUCACUUGAAAUCCGACCACUUCCUCGUGGAGCCUACAAUAGUGGCAUUGGAGAUUUCCCAAAUAAGUCACUUAGAAAGUGUUACAGAAUCAAUUGUGGUUACAUGAAUGGGUCACUGCGGUACCCAUUUGAUCCCUAUGAUCGAAUAUGGGAUGUUGAUCAAAACUUUUCUCCCUCACGCGUAUCAUCUGAGUUUAAUAUCGAAAUGAGCUUUGAUAUGUCAAAUCUGAAGGAGAGUCCCCCAAUUCUUGUUCUUCAGACCGCAAGAGUUUUAGCACGGAGGGAUGUCUUGAGCUAUAAUCUCCUUCUUGAUAAGUUAGGAGACUAUUACAUAGUCCUCUAUUUUGCUGGGAUUCUUCCUGUGUCCCCAUCAUUUGAUAUAUUAAUUAAUGGCAACCUUGUUCAGCCAAACUAUACGCUGAGAAGCUUUGAAGCAAGUGUUCUAUUCUUUACACGAAAGGAAAUUAAAAGUUUGAACAUCACAUUGAAGAGUAUCAGCUUCUACCCUCAAGUUAAUGCAAUAGAGGUGUAUGAGAUAGUUGAUAUUCCAUUGGAGUCUUUCUCAACUACAGCUUCGGCACUUCAGGUUAUUCAGCAAUCCACUGGUUUAGAUCUGGGUUGGCAAGAUGAUCCUUGCUCGCCCAUACCUUGGAAUCAUGUUGGCUGUGAAGGAAGUGUGGUUACAUCAUUGGAGCUUUCGGACAUCAACUUGAGGUCAAUCAGUCCAACAUUCGGUGAUCUGCUUGAUCUUAAAACACUAGAUUUGCAUAACACAUCACUUGCUGGACAGAUAGAGAACCUCGGGAGCCUGCAGCAUCUUGAGAAAUUGAACCUGAGUUUCAAUCAGCUAACAUCCUUUGGUUCAGACUUGGAGAACUUGAUUAGCCUUAAAAUUUUGGACUUGCAACAUAAUAGUUUAGCAGGAGUCAUUCCUGACAACCUGGGAGAGUUACAAAACCUUCAUCUAUUGAACCUGGAAAACAAUAAACUACAGGGCACCCUCCCUCGGUCGUUGAACCGAGAAAGCUUGGAAGUUAGAACAUCAGGGAAUUUGUGCAUCUCCUUCUCUACCACAGCCUGCAAUAAUGUUUCGAGCAAUCCGUCAAUUGAGACCCCACAAGUUACUGUUGUUAGUGGAAAGAAGGAUAACAGCCAUAAUCAUCUAGCAAUUAUCCUGGGAGCAGUUUCAGGAGCCUUACUUGCUCUUGCGUUUAUCUCUCUUUCAGUAUUCUUGUACACAAGGAGGAAGAGAAGUGAAGUCACAUAUAACGCAAGAGCAAUGCCAGAGAUGCAAAAUUGGAAUGCAGCUAAAGUUUUUACCCACAAAGAAAUAAAGGCAGCCACGAACAAUUUUAAGGAGGUUAUAGGCCGAGGUAGUUUUGGAUCUGUUUAUCUUGGGAAACUUCCAGAUGGGAAACUUGUAGCUGUGAAAGUGCGGUUUGAUCAAACUCAACUAGGGGCCGAUUCCUUCGUCAAUGAGGUGCAUCUUCUGUCACAAAUUCGUCAUCCAAAUCUUGUAUCUUUGGAGGGAUUCUGCUGUGAAUCAAAGCAACAAAUACUAGUCUAUGAGUAUCUAUCUGGUGGAUCAUUAGCUGACAACCUUUAUGGCACCAACGGAAGAAAAGUAACAUUAAGCUGGGUUAGAAGAUUGAAAAUUGCUCUUGAUGCUGCGAAAGGAUUGGACUACUUGCAUAAUGGGAGCAAUCCACGAAUCAUACACCGUGAUGUGAAGUGCAGUAAUAUCCUUUUAGACACGGAGAUGAAUGCCAAGGUUUGUGACUUUGGUCUGUCCAAGCAAGUAACCCAAGCAGCGACUCAUGUGACGACUGUUGUCAAGGGCACGGCUGGCUACCUUGAUCCUGAAUAUUAUUCCACCCAACAGCUGACAGAGAAGAGCGACGUCUACAGCUUUGGGGUUGUACUUUUGGAGCUCAUUUGUGGCCGAGAACCACUGAGUCACUCCGGAACUCCAGAUUCCUUUAAUUUAGUGUUAUGGGCAAAGCCAUACUUGCAGGCUGGUGCAUUUGAGGUAGUGGAUGAGAGCGUAAAGGGCACUUUUGAUGGAGAGAGCAUGCGAAAGGCCGCUGUUAUUGCUUCGAGGUCUGUAGAGAGAGAUGCAUCACAGAGGCCUACCAUUGCAGAGGUGUUGGCAGAGCUAAAGGAAGCCUACAGUAUUCAGCUUUCAUAUCUUGCGUCUUCUGAACAUGGAAAUUAAGUUUUGUUGACAACCCAAAAGCAGAAAAAAAGAAAUAUGUGCAUCUUGAAAGUUGGCAUCAGUUUCUCUUGUGAAUUAUGUAUAGUUAUCGUCUAUUUCAGAAACUUCUGAUAUGUCUCAAUUAUCAUAAGCGUUACUCAGCAAAAUAUUACUUCAAGAUUUAAUUUUGUUA